AGCUCUACACGUUCGGACGCGUUGUCCUGAGGUUCCGGUUGGGGAAAUCGGUUUCGAGAAGUGGCUAGUCAGGGGUAAAAACAGUAUCCGACCAAUGACGAGUGGCGUCCCUGGCGGCCCGGAAAUUCAGAGCGGCUCCAUCGUGGAUCAUGGGUGGUCGCGCUCGUGGAGAUCACUGCAGCUAUUGAUGUCGGAUCGCUUGUGCCAUUUGGCGCCGAAGAGCUUGAUGUAGACAAGGGAAAAGCUCGUCCAAAUGUUGACUUCCAUAAACAAACAACAGGCAGUUGGUUGUACAAUAGUGGGUCAUCCUUCUCGGCCACCUUUUCAGCCUCCCCACGUCCUUACCGAAAGCUAAUCAGGCUUUACCCCUUGAACCGUUGGCGACACGUCCGCCGACCAAAGUCUCGUAUUUUCUCAUCAGACAAUUCACAAGCCACUGGCUUCCUUGCAAUGCGGAUUGGAGAGGGUUAGCUGAGCGCACAAUGGAAGAAGUCGGUUGGCAUUCCCCGGAGGACGCAAAUGAGACACAGCAAUCUCACGGUCGGUCAAAGCUGCGGGAGUCGUCUUUGAUUGAGCCUGUCAGCGCGGUGCCCUCCUUUUCAUCUUUCAAGAAGCGAACCUCGCAGAUCCCUAUUGCGAUAGCCUCAUCACCUGGAGGGAAGACGCCCGUGCCAGAUAAACCUUCACCUAGGGCCGGUUACUUCUCCUACAUACCCUCCCCGUCCCAGCCCCAUGAUGCAGCUCUGCGAACGAGAGCAUCCUCUAUAAACCAGUCGUUGCUGCUGCAGGAAACGGCUUUAACGGACGUUAACGCAACCCCUCGCGCGUCAGAACAACAGAGGCAGCUUCCGCAAGCUCCAGUCUUGCCAAAGGAUACCAGCAGUCCUGAACAUCUGCCCCCCGUUUCGUCUCUCGCCCUCUCUCCCUCCGGUGCACAACGUCGCAGCAUAAUCGACAGUCGUUUGCCGGUACCGUUAAGAUAUGAUAAGACAACCGCUCCCGGCCACCACACAAAUCCCAGCUUGUCGAGUCAGACGUCAGUCCCAGCCUCACCUCGAAGAGGUCGCUCAUCUACCAUGAGUGCCCAAAUGCACGCCCCUGCCAUGACCGUCCAGCUUGACGGCAUUCCCAGAUCAUUCACAGACGAGUCCAACGACUCCUUCCCCUCGUCGUCGUCUCCAAGGAGAUCGAAGUCCCCUGGCCGCAAACUCGGUUCCUUCUUCGGCUGGAAGUCGUCAUCUCCCAAUCUCGAAGCACAAUCACCAGCAACCUCCUUCUCCGACGUCUCAGCCUCCCCAGCCCAUUCUCGCAACACUAGUCACAUCGAUGCCACGCCUACAAACAUGGGCCUCUCACCACCUGCACUCGACUUCCACCAUCACCAUGCAGGCUCUCAAUCUCAGUACUUUGAACUGUCCAACACCCAUCCUCUUUCGACGUCGUCGGCCCUGAACGCUCAUGUAGAGGAGCUGGAGCGCGAACUCCAGCAGGUGAGUUCUGAACUCGCUGGUUCCAUCCGUCGGGAAAUGGACCUCGAGGAUGAGAUCGACCGCUUCCGCAGCGAGAUGCCCGCCGGCUCAAGUGAGCUUGGUCGAAGAACAAGCGAUUACUUCUCGGAUUCUGGCACCAGCUCCCUGCGCUAUCCUCUUGGCGACAGCGAAGCCAAAAUUGACGAACUGGAACGUCUCAAAAGAAAGGCAGAACAAGAAAAGGCCCAGAUGCAAGUCGACUAUGCCCAGAAGCUUGCUGAUGAGCUGAAGCUGAGGAAGAAUCUGGAGGCACAAGUCCAACAGCUUGAAGAACAACUACACCACAGCAGAGAUGGUACCCCAAUCGAAGAGGGCCCCAAAGACGAACGGGUUCGUGAACUCGAAGUCUUCCUUGACGAAACCCGUCGCCGUCUAAGCCAAGAGCGUCAGUCGAAAGAUAACUUCGAAGACCUCUUUGCCGCACUGAAGGACGAGAGCGAGAAGCACCGCAACGAACGCGACAAUCUUCGUGACGAAGUGGUCCCGGAGCUCAAGGCUAGAGUUGAGGGACUUGAAGCCGAAGCCGCCGAGAUUCAAUCACUUCGUUACGAGAACACAGGCAUGCAGCAGCAGCUGCAAGCCCUUCGCGCCGAAGUUCAAAUGCUCCAAGAGGCACAGGACAGCACCAAUCCUGACUUCAACGAGGAUGUCUUCGCGCCACCGCGAUGGCCCAAAGCAGGGUUGUCCCGAUCGAACUCUUUGGCUAGACCCUCUUCGAACGGCAAUCUUCGCCGGAGCAACUCAUUGGCGAGGUCUGGCUCAGUCAGAGAGCGCAGCGAGACUCGUCAACGUUCUGAUUCCUCCUCUGGUGACCGCCAUAAGGACAUCGAAGACCAACGUGAUGCGCUGCACCAAGCUCUCAAGAAUCUCUUGCGCAGAUACGAAGGAGAGAGACGCGAACAUGCAAAGACCAUGCGUAAGCUGGCAACGGAUCGCGACCGUGCCAGAAAGGAAACCACUGGCAGAACUCCCUUCACACGCGAAGUCAAUCUCGUUCGUUAUGAGAUCGGCGAGCUUAGAAAGCGCGCCGAUGAUGCACUCGAACAGAAAUGGCAAUGCGAGAGUAAUAUUGGCGGCGUGAAGAUGGCCCUUGACAGAGCGCAACAAGAGACACAGUCUAUGCGUGAAUAUCUGAAUGGUCGAACCAUAAGUGGUUCUUCUCGCAAGUCAACUUUCGAAGGACUUGGCAUUGAGAUGACCGAUGAUAACGUUGAACUUGGAGAAGAGGACCGUAAGACUAUGAUCAAGGUUCUCAGACAGAGCAUUGCCCUCGCCGAGACAGAACGCGAUGCCGCCCUUCGCGAGGCAGAAGAAUACCGCCAAAAGGCAUACAUGCUCCAGCAGUCCGAUGACGCGCACAUGGAUACACAAGACGGCCUUGCACAUCAGUUACUAGAAGCAGCCACACGCAUGGAGCAAUUGGCAUCGCAGGUUCAGGAGCAUCUGCAAGCCAACCUGCAACUGCGUGAACGUCUUGGUCAGGCAGUUGGCAAGGGCGAACAGUCACAAAGCGAAUCCACCGCUCUGAUCGUGGGUAUGCAAUCUCGUCUGAAAUUGAUGGAAGACAAUGUGGUUGCGGCUCAACAACUGUCGGAGCUUGCCCUUGUCAAUCACGAAGAAGAAGCAAAACAGAUAGAUGAUGCCAACAGCCCCAAGCUGCAACGCCUCAACGUGAAUGGAAAGACGGCAGCGUCUUCGGUACAGGCAUCGCCUCUUUUCGGAGUCAAGAGCCCCAAGAUUGGCACGAGCAGCGGUGGAAUGGCUGAGAAUCUCUUCGAAGCCAGCAAAACAGCGACGCUUGAACGCAGAGUCAAGGAGCUCGAAGCGGCUCUGGUCGAGGCAGACUCGGAGAUGCAGUCGGUGGUGCAGAGAAUCAACAGUUCCCAGUACGAGAUCGCCGAACUUCAAGGCGAAAGACACAUAGCACGAACUAACAGAUGCACAGGGAUGAAGCACAACGACAGAUGCGCCGUCUACAGGUCUCGAUCUCAGCCGAGAAGCAGAAGGCACAGGCGCUAUUGAUGGCGUAGAAAGCCUCUGGUAUGGUGGUUCGCUUGGGCAGACGCGUCGACAUGGAAGUUUCUUGUUCAAAUUCUUUGUACACGGUCAGGUUUUUGGCAUAGUUUUCGGUUGGAUUAUUUUUUGGACAUUAUACCCUUUUGGUGGAGAGCAGUGUUUUGGGUUCUGUAGGAAUGUGGCUGUGGUUCGAUUGGAUCAUAGUAUGCAUAGCAUUGGGGUUAGACAGCGAAGGUAGAAGCAAUUGCAUAGUCGUACAAGCAUGUGGAAUGCGGUAGCAUGUAUCGUGGGUGGCUUGUGGUGAUAUCGCACAUGCAUGUAACAGGAUUGGGCUCGGGAAAGAGUAGGCUGAUGGUGUUGUUUCAUCCCCAGACUUAGCGC
Aureobasidium subglaciale EXF-2481 is the source of this 3926-nucleotide messenger RNA. RefSeq lists its product as uncharacterized. The coding region runs from base 483 to 3551 and encodes 1022 amino acids. The transcript has 3 exons. NCBI's taxonomy places the organism in Eukaryota, Fungi, Ascomycota, Dothideomycetes, Dothideales, Saccotheciaceae. The record is from RefSeq and is a predicted model, not a curated record.